Messenger RNA from Theobroma umbraticum, 2127 nucleotides. RefSeq names its product Molecular chaperone Hsp40/DnaJ family protein. Gene Ontology annotation, molecular function: ATP binding; heat shock protein binding. Gene Ontology annotation, cellular component: cytoplasm; chloroplast thylakoid membrane. Gene Ontology annotation, biological process: response to heat; protein refolding. The record is from RefSeq and is a predicted model, not a curated record. Lineage: Eukaryota; Viridiplantae; Streptophyta; Magnoliopsida; Malvales; Malvaceae.
GCAAAAACAAAGUUACAGCCACAAAUUCAAUCUUCCUGGCUCUGGCCACUUUCGGCUUUCCUCUGCCCUCCUUUCCUUCAGUCUCUCUUCUCUGCGGCGGUCUGUUCGAAACGCGGCUCGAACCAACCAUGAACGAGAUCAAACCCAGCAUUUACUCUUAUUAGACCCAUUUUAUCCAAAACUCCGAGAGCCAGAGACAGACGCACUUCUGUAAUGGCUGCCACUACUUCCCUAUCUCUGCUCCCUUCUUCUCUCAGCUUCCCAACGGAACGCCCUUCAAACGCUUCCCAAUCUUCUUCUUCUUCUUCUUGUUCUGUUUUCUUCAAUGGCGGGACCCGUCUCAGGUCCCACGACAGCUUUGCUUGCGUGAGUUCGUCUCCCUCUUCAACUUGUUCUUGGAGAUUGAAUAAUGGCAGGGUCGGUGCUCACCGUUUUGGGACGGUGGUCGCUGCUUCUGGGGAUUACUAUGCUACUCUUGGAAUACCAAAAUCAGCUUCCAGUAAAGAAAUUAAGGCCGCUUAUCGUAGAUUAGCUCGUCAGUAUCAUCCUGAUGUCAAUAAGGAACCAGGAGCUACUGAAAAGUUUAAGGAGAUUAGUGCUGCAUAUGAGGUGUUAUCAGAUGAUAAAAAGAGAGCUUUGUAUGAUCAAUAUGGUGAAGCUGGAGUCAAAAGUGCAGUAGGGGGACAGUCCAGUGCUUAUACGACUAAUCCCUUUGAUCUCUUUGAGACAUUCUUUGGACCAAGUAUGGGUGGUUUUCCUGGCAUGGACCAAACUGGAUUCAGAACAGGCCGUCGUAGUACAGUUACUAAAGGUGAUGAUGUACGUUAUGACAUUGCUUUACAAUUUUCGGAGGCUAUUUUUGGAGCUGAAAAGGAAUUUGGGCUUUCCCAUUUAGAAACAUGUGAAGCUUGUCUUGGUACUGGAGCAAAGGUCGGGUCAAAGAUGAGGAUAUGCUCAACUUGUGGUGGAAGGGGUCAAGUUAUGAGAACCGAGCAGACACCCUUUGGCUUGUUUUCACAGGUUUCUGUUUGUCCAAAUUGUGGUGGGGAUGGUGAAGUCAUUUCGGAAUACUGUCGGAAAUGCUCUGGUAAAGGACGUAUACGAGUUAAGAAAAAUAUCAAAGUCAAAAUUCCUCCUGGAGUUAGUUCAGGAAGCAUCCUCAGAGUUGCUGGGGAGGGUGAUGCUGGGCCAAGAGGGGGCCCUCCAGGAGAUCUUUAUGUAUAUCUAGAUGUUGAAGAGGUAGCAGGAAUCCAAAGGGAUGGCAUAAAUCUCUCCUCAACAGUGGCCAUUAGUUAUCUUGAUGCCAUACUGGGGUCUGUUGUAAAGGUAAAAACGGUGGAAGGGGUAACUGACCUACAGAUCCCACCUGGCACUCAACCAGGGGAAGUCUUAGUCCUUGCAAGGAAAGGUGCACCUAAGCUGAACAAACCAUCUAUACGGGGUGACCAUUUGUUCACAAUUAAAGUAACCAUACCAAAUAGAAUAAGUGCCAAGGAGCGGGAAUUGCUUGAGGAACUUGCCUCUCUGAGUAAUACGACCAGCAGCCGUUCACGAACACGCCCUAGAACUCAGCCUGCCACCAAAACUGCUGAAAGUAAGGUUGGUAAGGAUGUAGAGAAAACUGAAGAACCAGCAGAUCAGAAUGAUCCAUGGACAAAGUUAAAAGCUUUUGCAGGGUCUGUUGCAAAUGUUGCUCUUAAAUGGCUGAAAGACAACUUCUAAUCUGAUAUCUGGAUUAGGUUAAGCCUAAACUUAUCCAUACCUGCCCUUGAGUACUAUGUUGCUAAAUGUUCUUUCAUCUUUCUGAUCAAGGGUUCUGAAAGGCCGUGGGAUAACUUAGUUGGAGGAGCUUUAAUUGCACUAAAAAAGGAAAGAAGGCGACAUUGAGCAAAUUGCAAUUUGCUAACUAUUGGAAAUUCUUUUAAUUUUUUAUGCAAAUUUUAUUAUUUGAAAAUUUGAUACGGUUUGCCUCAAAUGUCAUCCAUCUGUACUAUAGACCAUAAAGCAGUUGGAGGCUGUAACAACAGGUGAAUGUAAUAAAGAUUUGUAAAAGUUUAGCAAUCUUCAUGGAAUUUCAUGUUCAAUCUAGGCAUGAGCCUCAUGAUGGGCUACCAAGAAGUUACUGAA